Molecule: messenger RNA, 4008 nt
Organism: Seminavis robusta
Lineage: Eukaryota; Bacillariophyta; Bacillariophyceae; Naviculales; Naviculaceae
Source: the annotation of a GenBank genome assembly
AUGGGCAACCAACGCGAAGACGAAGAAGAAGCUGGAGUCAUCUACCACGAAGAAGAUCCUCUCAAGCCGCCCGAGGAUUUGCCGGAGGACGAGCCAAAUACUGCUAGUAGCGAUGGCAACGAUAAGAGAAGGAAUCGCCUGCUGUGGGGAGGAGGGAUCGUCUUAAUCGCAGUACUGGUUGUCAGCAUUGUAUUGGCGGUCGUCUUUGGCACGAGGGGUGAGAGCCAACAAGACACUACUGGAAGCACGAACCAAGAAGCAACUCAGACUGCCCCUACUACCGACCCUGCGUCUACCAACCAAACAGCUGUCAUAGACGUCGACAACAGCACAUCACAGUAUUUGUUCUAUGUGAGUGUUGCGGAUUUGGCAAGCAAUGCAACGGAGGACGACGUGAUAUCUGCAGUCGUGGACACAUUCCAAGCAUCCUUUUCUACCGAGGCACUGCAGCUGGAUGAACCGAUUGUGCUGCUCAAUAUUACAGCAAGAGAAUAUUAUAGUGAUGAGACUCUUUCGACUGAUUUUCCGUAUCGCAGACUUCAGCAAUCCAACCAAACUACUGAUGCCGUAACCAGGACCUUUGCUGUUCAGAUGACCACAGAAACCAAUGGGGCGGAAGGAGAAGAAGAAUGGAGCUCUCCAGCAGUGCCGGAUCUCCUUCAAAGCGAGUCGUUUCGAUCUAGAUGGAAUGAGGAGCUACUUAUUUCAUCUUCUGCUGUUUAUUUGACAAUUCAGGCCGUGCAAGGCGUUACCCGCGUGCGUGCUGCUGACGACAGCCCCGACCAUCCUUUGCCACCUCCAGAAUGCCUCUCCAUCCUACAAACCAACAGAUGGUGCACCAAAAAUAUUGAAACGUACACAUGGACGACACUCUGGAACCAAACCUACUGGGGCUUUGAACUACUUAUUAUGCCCCAAAACCAAACGUCGGAUGUACUACAAUGGUGCUUGGACAGACUAGACCACAACUCCUGUCCCUUUGUGACAACAAACAGAACGACAACACAAGAGCUCGUUCUGGACGAGUCAACCGUGUAUCAUGGCGUCGAACCACUCUUCCCCUGUGCGUGGGCUAGAGACGACAAAUGCAAGUACAUUAUGAAUGCCCUGGAUCCGGUCCUGAGCAAUAGAACCCGUGCCAUUCUGGAGGAACAAUUUCGAACUUGUCAGGGCCGAGCCUUGCAUCUCUUGCGCAGUUCCGUCAAUGUCACAACCUUCCCUGUGGCUCGUUUGAGGCAACGCUUUGCUUUGGCUGUGUUGGACUGUCAGAGCUACAACACCAGUCAGCAUUGGAAAAACACUAGAAAAGAUCUCAUUACCGCACAGCACGAAUGCAAUUGGUACAACCGCGAGGAUGAUGAAGAGCUGACCGACGUAAGAGGUGGUCUCUUUGUGAGUCAGAGGCUCUGCACGGGACAGCUGGUAAAGCGGCUGAAUCUGCCCGCACUGCAAUUGUGCCCUUUUCACCUCAGAGUGCUACCCCCCGAGGUGGCAAUGAUCUCAAGGCUUCGUCAGCUCAACUUUAGCCAUUGCAACUACUACUUCGGAAAGAUCCCAGAGGAAUACAGUCAGCUGACCAAGCUUACGAUUCUUGACCUGUCACACAACCGACUGAACAACGUCAUCCCCGACUUUGUCUGGCGGGACUAUCGGAUCCUGAAGCACCUGGACCUGAGCCACAACGGCGUGGGCAUGGGGUUGACGACGAACCAGAUGAUGGGGCGCCGCGCGCCCCUUCGGGGACGAAUUCCCGACGAUAUCAAUCUCCAUUUGCCCCAUCUGGAGACAUUACGUCUUGCGGGCAACGCCAUCUCGGGGACAAUCCCAGGAGAGGCCUUGGCGUUUCUGGAGCUCAAGACUCUGGAUCUCAGCAACAACGAAAUGACAGGGACCAUACCAUCAUUACUCAAUGCUCUGCGCUUGCAAGAGCUCUUUCUCCAUGGCAACGAUUUUAAUGGGACAUUUCCGGUGCUGACAUUUGCCAUGGUGGGCGCAGCACCCGUUCUACGCAAUGUAACCAUUCACGACACGUUGAUCACAGGAGACAUCAACGAAAUGUGUCCCAAGUUUAUCCACGAGGAUCUAGUGCAUCUCGAGGUCGAUCCCAGGAAGGUGGCAUGUGAUUGCUGCCAGUGGCCUCCCCUCCCCUGUUCCUACCAUGUGGAGCGCUGGUGGAAUGACCCCAGUGCCAAUCCAGGAUACCGUCCAACACCGGCCACCGACGCAAAGGUAUCUUGUGGAGGGCACUUUGCAGACUCUUGUGCCAAUUGCCCCCAAGGGAAUGGAGCUGCAUGGUGUAACGGGGAAUGUGAAUGGACGAAUGAUCUGUGUCAGCCAAAGCAGGUCUCUUGUGGAGGGCACUCUGCUGACUCUUGUGCCAAUUGCCCGCCCCAAGGGAAUGGAGCUGCUUGGUGCAAUGGGGAAUGUGAAUGGGUGAAUGAUCAGUGUCAGCCAAAGAAAGUUGCCCAUGCGGAGGUCUCUUGUGGAGGGCACUCUGCUGAGUCUUGUGCCGAUUGCCCACAAGGGAAUGGAGCUGCUUGGUGCAACGGGGAAUGUGCAUGGGCGAAUGAUGAGUGUCAGCCAAAGCAAGUUGCCCACGCGGAGGUCUCUUGUGGAGGGCACUCUGCUGAGUCUUGUGCCGAUUGUCCGCAAGGGAAUGGAGCUGCUUGGUGCAACGGCGAAUGCGAAUGGGCAAAUGAUCUGUGUCAGCCAAAGCAGGUCUCUUGUGGAGGGCACUCUGCAGACUCUUGUGCCAGUUGCCCCCAAGGGAAUGGAGGAGCUGAAUGGUGCAACGGGGAAUGUGAAUGGUCGAAUGAUCAGUGUCAGCCAAAGCAGGUCUCUUGUGGAGGGCACUUUGCAGACUCUUGUGCCGAUUGCCCACAAGGGAAUGGAGCUGCAUGGUGCAAUGGGAAAUGUGAAUGGGUGAAUGAUCAGUGUCAGCCAAAGCAGGCUGUGCGCGGCCCAGCCAUCACGGCGAUCACCUCCGUGCUCGCUGACUUUCAGGUGAAUCAGAGAACAGCACUGGCGUAUCUCUACUGUGCCACAAACGGCAAAGAUUGGCACACAGGGUCCGUGAGUCCGGAAGGGCCAGGAAAAUUUGCAGAGUGGAUGAAAUCUACAAGCGUAUGUUCUUGGCACGGAGUCGAGUGCUUUGAACGACAUGUGUUUGCCGUGGAUCUCGAUAGCAACAAUCUUGUAGGCUAUCUGCCGUCUCAGCUCUCGACGCUUCCGUACCUGAAACGUUUGUUGCUGGGCAACAAUAGCCUCCACGACAGCAUCCCACUGGAAUAUCAAGAGCUUGGCAACGUCACAGAGCUGGACUUGUCCCGCAAUAGACUAACGGGAACAAUUGCUCCCUACUGGUUUACGUCCAUGCCACGCCUGCGGGAUCUGGGCUUGGGCAACAACCAGUUUUCUGGAAAGUUCAUUCCAGAAGAGAUUGGACGGGCCACCAAAUUGGAGUAUCUGCGAUUGGAAGGCAACGACAUGACUGGGACGAUUGUCUCCGAGUUUGGUUUGUUGACGCGUCUGCGGGUUUUGAGUUUGGCCAGGAACAAUUUUGAGGGAACCAUACCAACGUUUGUGGGCAGAAUGCAAUCGCUGGAACGGAUUGCGGCCGCCGUGGUAACGUUCAACGGCACACUCCCCUCAGAAUUAGGUCUCCUGACGGCCCUCCGGGUCAUGGAUUUCUCCACCAACCAUCUAUCCGGGAGCAUCCCGUCACAACUAGAGGCACUCACCGAUAUGCAACUCCUGGCUUUGAAUGGCAAUGAAAAAAUGAGAGGGACCAUUCCAUGGGGAGUCUGUCGCCUCAGGAAUGCCAGUCUCAUUGGAUUCCAUGUGGACUGUCCUCAAAAUUGGGGACUAGGAGUGGGUUAUUUUCUGCCCAACAAAGCGACGAUGCACGCAUUUGAGGGCAACUGUUAUACUCACUGCAACUUUCCCGGGGGUUACUACUUCAAUGGAACCCUUUUCUAUUACGAUGGCACCAGCACUCCUCUCUGGUAG